AUGCAGCGGGGCGUGAUGGGGGCCAGCCUGACGUACGCGGUUGCACCUGGGAUGGUCCGGGAGCCCGUGGCCGUGUCCCAGCAGCCCACCGAGCCUGUGCAGUUACAGAGGUCCGAGGAGCUCACUUUAGGCGCUCCCAAGGUGAUCGACACGACGAUCACGGUGAUGCCGCCGGUCUACAUGGAGCCGCUUCCCCCCAGCGCAGCGCGGAGCACGUCCAGUCCGUCCAUGCCCGCAGAGCCCAUCCAGUCCGCGCCCGUGGAGCCCGUCCCGCCCGUGCAGUCCUUCCAGCAGCCAGCUGUCGUGCAGACGCUGCCCGCGGUCACCGCGCCCGCCGUCUACAUGACCGCCCCGGCGUCCUCGGUGGCGCGCGCGGUUUCAUCGUCGCUCCCGGCGGCGGACCCGGGCUUCAUCGUGGAGCCCAUGGCGGUCGACGCCCCGCCGGUCGAGCCCGUGCAGGCCCCAGUCGAGCCUGUGCAUGCAGCGGCCGCCGAGACCGUCAGGACGGUGGGCCAGAUCACCGUGGCAGCUCCCGUGUACGUGUCCAGGGCCGCCGCGCCGCCUGUGGAGCCAGUCCAGUCGCAGACCUACGCCCCCGCUGAGCCCGUGCAGAGCUACGCCCCCACUGAGCCUGUGCAGACCUACGCCCCCACUGAGCCUGUGCAGACCUACGCCGCCCCCGAGGUCGAGGUGCGGGAGGUCGUGAAGGAGGUGGCGGUCGUGCAGGUCCAGACCGUGGAGAGGAUCCAGGAGGUGCCCCAGAUCCAGGUCCAGGAGGUGAUCCGGGAGGUGCCCACGGUGCAGGAGGUCGAGGUGAUCAAGCAGGUGUUCGUCCCGCAGGUUCAGGAGGUGAUCAAGAUUGUCCACGUGCCGCAGGUCCAAACCGUUGAGAGGAUCGUCGAAGUUCCGAUGGUCCGACGCAUCCAGAGGGACGUGGAGGUGCCGCAAAUCGAGACGCGCGAAGUCAUCAAGCAGGUGUACAAGCAAGAAAUGCGCGAGGUUAUCAGAGAGGUCCCGAAGAUACAGGUGCAGACUGUCGAGAAGAUCGUGGAGGUUCCACAGGUCCAGCAUCAAGAGAGGAUCGUCGAAGUCGUAGAGGAACAGGUAGAAGAAGUGAUCAAACAGGUGCCAAUGACGGUCGUGCAGGAGGUCGUGAGAGAGGUUCCGCGGAUCCAGGUACAGAAGGUGGAGAAGAUCGUGAGCGUGCCUCAGGUGCAGACCGUCGAGCGGGUGGUCGAGAUCCCCCAGGUCAACACCGUGUACCUGCCGGCCGUGGAGCCAGCGACGGACCCGCUGCCGAGGGGCGCCGUGGUGGUCGGCGCGUCUGCCAGCAGCCCCCAGGUAGUGCAGACAGAGCAGGGGGCGAUGAUCAUGGAGCCAGUGGCCACGGGAUUGCCGGGCGCUCGCGCGUGA
Molecule: messenger RNA, 1413 nt
Organism: Prorocentrum cordatum
Lineage: Eukaryota; Dinophyceae; Prorocentrales; Prorocentraceae
Source: the annotation of a GenBank genome assembly